AUGGUAAAAACUCGACACCAGUACACAAUGGAACAACAAUCAAGUAAUGCAAACAUGGAUACACAGACACAUUCAGACACAGAAAUUAAUACAGACACGCAAACACAUCAAAAUAAUCCGCUACAGACACAAAUAAACGCCGAGAGGAGCAAUUCAGAACCAAACCUGACAGACCACGUCACGUCUAAUGACGCGGCGGGGGCAAGUUCAUUUUGCAAUCAAAAUUUUGGCGCUAUACUGAAUUCAAUUUUGGAAGGCAUAUCCAAUAUUAAACAAGAUAAUGACGAAAAAUUCUCACAAUUAAUGACAGACAAUGCAGCCUUCAGAAAUGACAUAAAAUCAGACUUCGCCAUACUGACUCAAAAGGUAGAUGAAAUUAAUACACGUCUUUCCAAACAGGUCGACGAUCUUACGGAAAAAUUCGAAAAUUUAGAAUUACGACAAAGCGACAAUGCCAAUCACAUCCAUGACUUGACAAAAACCUGUGAAACUAUUAAUUGCAAACUAGAAUCAAACACGCACGCAUGUGACGAAAUUAAUUUAAAGGUACAACCCAAUAGUACACCCAGGGAAGAAUUCAAUGAUUACACGGAAAGAAACAGACGAACACGUAACAAAGAAGAAGAAAGUCUAUUCAAGCACCAACAAGAACCAACACACAACUCACGCAGUAGGAAUCAACAUGUCUACAUUGCUACAUUACCAAACACACAGCAAAAUUCACAACACACAGUAAACAUGCAAAACAGUCACCACAACUCACAGCUGCACACAAACAACAACUACAACUAUACACAGGGAGAUAACCCGUACAAAAAACGAAGAAACAACAAUUUUAAUUCAAGAAGCAAUAAUGGAAACAACAACGGACACAAAGCAAAACACAAACACUGGCAAAGAAACAACAACACAGAUUACACAAGAAAUGGAACACUUACACCGCACUUUAAUCAGAACGACAACCAGUAUGAUGUGAGACAGUGGCAAACACCGCAACCGCCACCACAAAAUCAUAUUCAGAUGCCACAAGGGAAUUUUGCGCAAACAAGCAACACAAACCAACAAGUGACUUCAGCCAAACGAAACCAGACAGGUGAUUGGCAAAGACAAUAUCCAAAUCCCUUAGCAGAGUAUGCUGAUACAAAAACAAGACAAGCUGACAGACUAAAUGACCGGAGACAAUUGCUGCUCUGA
This is a messenger RNA of Schistocerca serialis cubense, 1194 nucleotides long. Its product is annotated as GATA zinc finger domain-containing protein 14-like. NCBI's taxonomy places the organism in Eukaryota, Metazoa, Arthropoda, Insecta, Orthoptera, Acrididae. The record is from RefSeq and is a predicted model, not a curated record. The transcript has 5 exons. Bases 1 to 1194 code for a protein of 397 amino acids.